Chlamydomonas reinhardtii is the source of this 3140-nucleotide messenger RNA. RefSeq lists its product as uncharacterized. The coding region runs from base 130 to 2967 and encodes 945 amino acids. The transcript is spliced from 7 exons. Lineage: Eukaryota; Viridiplantae; Chlorophyta; Chlorophyceae; Chlamydomonadales; Chlamydomonadaceae. The record is from RefSeq and is a predicted model, not a curated record.
CAUCAAAGCGUUUUUAGAAAGCCGCCUCGACGAGACCACGCAGAACCUCAACAGUCAUCGACGCGCCGACGCGUCGACAGUAGUCUCCACCUGUUCAUGCCGCGGCGACUGUAGGCGCUGGUAUCAACGAUGAAGCCCGGACGUGGAGGGGGCCGGGAGCCUGGCGGCGGGCGCGGUGGGCGCGGCGGGCGUGGUGGCGGCAAGUUGAGGCCGGCUUCUGGCCUGUCGAAGGCAGGAGGGCGCGGCCGCUUCGGCAAGCCUGUGAACAGGGACACAGGCCCUGAGGCCCAGCGCAAGUGGCUGUUCCAUUGCGUCCGCACCUUGCAGAAGGCCCUCAAAACAGCCCGGACAUUCGAGCUGCGAAAGAUCAAACGCCGCAUCACGCAGCUGGCGACGCAGGGCCAGGGCCGGCAGCAGCAGGUGGCGGCGGCGGCAGCAGCGGCGGCGGCGGGCGUGGAGGCAGCAGCCUCCACACCCGGCAAGGGCAAGGGACGCGGCGGCGGCGGCGAGGCGGGCGGCAGUGAGCGGGAAAAGCUGGAUGCGCAGUUGGAGGUGGCCAAAGCGAUGGAUCUGGAGCCCAUAGCGGUGCAGCUGGCGCUCCGCUCCGGCUUUCCAGAGGCGCUGGUCCGCGAGGCGACCACCGCCGGCCGCCCGCCCAAGCCGCAGAAGGGACAGCAGCAGAAGCAGAAGGGGCAACAGCAGAAGCAGAAGGGCGGCAAGGUGGCUGCUGCCGCUGCCGGCGCCGAUGCUGCUGCCGGCACGGCUGCGGUGGCCGGGGAGGCGGCGCCUGCUGUUGCGGAUGUGGCAGCAGCAGCGCAGGACGGCGAUGGCACCGCGGGUGCUGCCGCCACAGGGAGCGCCAGUGGCGGCGGUGACGGCGGCGGCGGCGGCGGCGGCGGCAGUGGUGCUGGUGCUGGUGGCGUGGCGGGUGUGCUGGCGGUGCGGCUGAUGCGGGCCUCAUGUGUGCGCAAACAGGUGGACGAGUGCCGCCGCGACUUCGCAAGCAAGUUCAAGGCCGCUGCACUUGGCCCCGACCGGGAGGGCGCGGGCGCCGCCAGUGGCAGCGGCAGCGAUGACGAGGAGGAGGAGGAGGAGGGGGCGGAAGAGGUGGAGGCGGAGGCGGAGGAGGAGGGGGAUGACGAGGAGCAGGCGGGGGACGCUGCCGCCGAGUCCAGCGGCGGGGAGGAGGAGGAGGAGACAGAGGAGGAAGGAGACGGUGAGGGCGACGAGGAAGAGGGGGGCCUGGGGUAUGCGGCGAAGCGGCGACGCCUGGCAGCGGUGGCUGCGGCGGCGCUAGGUGUUGGCGGCGAUUUUGGCGGUGACAGCGACGGCGGCGGCAGCGGCGGUGGCGGCGGCGAGGAGGAGGAUGGCGAGGCGCAGGCGGUGCAGGGCGAUGAGCAGGAGCAGGAGGAGGAGCAGGAGGACAGCGGGGUUAUUGAGGACGCGCUGAUUGACGCGUUCCUGGAGGAGAGCAGCGGCGGGCCCGACGGCCGGCGGGACGCGGGCGGGGCCGCGGGGCUGGGGCUCGAGGGCUGGGACAGCGGGGAGGGCGAUGAGGAUGCGGACGAGGACGGCGAGGGCGGAGACGACGGCAGCGGCAGCGGCGGCGGCGCGAGCGGCGAUGGCGAGGGGGAUGGUGAUGGCGGCUUCGAUAGCGAAGACUUUGACCUGCCCGCUGCCGCAGCCGCAGCUGCCGCGAAGGGCGCCAAGGCGGCGGCCAAGGGCGCGGCGGCGGCGGCGGCGUUUGGGAAGAAGCGGCCGGCGGCUGAGGUCGCGGGCGGUGACGUCGGCAAGGCCGCGGCGCCAGCCAAGCUGCUGCGCGGCGCCGACGGCGGCAGCAAGGGGCCCGCAAUGACGGAGGCCAAAACGAAGGGGAAGGCGAAGCAGGCGGCUGGCAAGGAGCCCGUCGGAGCGGAGGCGGCUCCGGGUAAGGGCAAGAAGCGGGGCGCGGAGGGCGCCGCCGGAAAGGAGGCGGCGGGCGGCAAGGCCCCCGGGGCCAAGGGCGCAAAGGCGGAGGCCGAGGGCAAGGGCCAGGGCAAGGACAAGGGAGGUGCGGGUGGCGGAGAUCCGCUCAAAGAGAAGAAGCCCAAGAACCGGCUGGGGCAGAAGGCGCGGCGGCGGAUGUACGAGCAGAUGUACGGCGGAGACGCCAACCACAUCAAGGGCGGCGGCCCCGCCAAGUCCGUAUCGCCGCCGCCACCUGACCUCAUCGCCGCCGCCGUCAAGUCCGGCGCCGCCGCCGGUUCGGGCGCGGCGGGUGCUGGCGGCGCGGCUGGGGCGGCCGCCGCGGCUGAGGCGCUGCAUCCCUCCUGGGCGGCCAAGCUGCGGCAGAAGCAGUUGCUAGCACAGGCGGCGUCGGCGGGUCCCAAGAAGAUCUCGUUUGACGAUGAUGGCGAGGGGGAUGGGGAUGCGGGGGCCUCUGGCGCUGCCGCCGCCGCCGCGCCGGCGGCCGCUGCGGCCCCGGCUCGAGGGCGGACGCAGCCGCCGCGCGAUGGUGGUGCUGGCGACAGAAGCGGGCGGGGCGGUGGCGAGAUGGCGAGAGGCGGCGGACACAGUGGCCGUGGUGGGCGGUGGGAGGAGCGCGGCGGCAGCGGCGGCGGCGGCCGCGACAGCGGCGGUCGCGGUGGGAGAGGUGGAUUUGGUGGUGGAGGCUAUGGAGGGGCGGGCCGAGGUGGUUGGGAGGGUGGUUUUGGUGGCCGCGAUGGUGGGCGGGGGGUCGCGACGAGCCGGGGUGGCGGGAGAGGCGGGCCGUCGGAGCGCGGGGGGCGUGGAGGCCGCGGCGGUGGCAGGGGCUGGGGUGGGGAUGGCGGUGGCGGUGGCGCGGCGGCCGCUUCUGGUGCGAGUGCGGGUGCGGCGGGGGCGGAGUCGGUGCACCCCUCCUGGGCGGCGCGGCAGCUGCAGCGGCAGCAGCAAAAGGCGGUGGCACGUCUGCCGCCGGCGGGAAAGAAGAUCACGUUUGAUGAUUGAUGGCUGGGUGUGUGGGUGCCGCUGGGUUCCUGUGUCUAAACGCGGAGGCUGAGCGGCUGUGGGUUGUGUCUCUAUUGGAGAGGACCCACGCCAGCACCAGGCGUGGACCAACCGCCAUUUUGCUUUGUGUGGUGGCAAUUGCAGUGUUGGUGCUCUCUAGCGCCCGGACGAGA